This is a messenger RNA of Ustilaginoidea virens, 2643 nucleotides long. RefSeq lists its product as uncharacterized. The transcript has a single exon. The record is from RefSeq and is a predicted model, not a curated record. Gene Ontology annotation, molecular function: K63-linked polyubiquitin modification-dependent protein binding; protein kinase C binding; zinc ion binding. Bases 1 to 2643 code for a protein of 880 amino acids. Gene Ontology annotation, cellular component: aggresome; amphisome. Lineage: Eukaryota; Fungi; Ascomycota; Sordariomycetes; Hypocreales; Clavicipitaceae. Gene Ontology annotation, biological process: endosome organization; mitophagy; aggrephagy.
AUGUGGCCUCCGACUUCUCCGGUCGACACUCUUACGCGGCCACGCAUCGCCGUGGCCGUCGUCUCGGUCGUGGCGGCAGCUUCCAUCGGGCUCUACGCCUACCAAUCCAACCGCCACGGCGCUCGUGUAGGGACUCCAACCGGCCCCGGUCUUCAUCGAAGCAACGCCGUGCGUCGACCUCGUGCCGCAGCCGCAGCCGCAGCCGCAGCCGCCGCAGAGGCAUCCAGCUCCUCUCCGUCCGACACCCCUGGCGACGAAAACGUCGACGUGACCAACUUGCGGAUCCCGGCCGACGCCGAAACCGUGGCUGAUGUGGACAACGGAGACGACUGGUGGAACGGCCCUUCGGAUUUUCAACCGUCGCAAAGGGCUGGCCAUAACAUUGUCAAUCUGCUCUUCCGAGUCUCCGAAGACAAUGCCCGCAGGAACGGAUGUGUUCAUAGGGGGUGCCAGUGUAACUCAUGCGGCAUGGUGCCUAUACGCGGAGUCCGCUACCGAUGCGCAAACUGUGCCGACUUUGACCUGUGCGAGACUUGCGAAGCCCAGGGCGUGCACAUCAAGACGCAUGUGUUCUACAAGAUCAAGGUCCCCGCACCGCCCUUUGGUCCCAGGCAGAUGCAGCCCGUCUGGUACACGGGCGAUCCCGACACCUGUCGACGCAACCUUCCGAGGAACCUGAUAUCACGACUCUCCCGGGACACCGGAUUCGAACGGCCCGAGCUGGAGGCGUUUUGGGAGCAGUGGACCUACAUGGCCAACACGGAGUGGAGAGACGACCCGGACGAGCUAUGCGUGGCCAUGGAUCGCAAGACGUUUGAGCGGUGCUUGGUCCCGACCGGGGGGUCUCGACACGCGGCACCGAACCUGAUUCACGACCGCAUGUUUUACUUUUACGACUCCAACCGGGACGACCUGAUUGGCUUCGCCGAGUUUCUGCAGGGCCUCUCUUACCGCAAGAGGAAGGACAAGCUGAGGAAGGUGUUUGAGGGAUACGACAUUGACGGCGACGGGUACGUCAACCGGCGGGACUUUUUGCGCAUGUUUAGGGCGUACUACGUGCUGUACAAGCAGAUGCACAAGGACAUCCUCGACGGCUUGGAAGACCAGUUGCUCGCCAGCACCGAGGCGCAGCAGCUCGUGUCCAGCCGACAACCUCUUAGCAGCCUGUUCGGCAGAGAGGGUAGGGUUCCUCAGGGCGAUUCGAGCUCGAGGUUCGAGGGCAAAACAAUCAAGAGGGAUGGCACGGUCGAGGUCGCUGAUGGCUACACGAGCGCCUUUACGGAGAGUCGGGGGGAUACGGCUCGCAGAGAGGACAUCCUGGCCAGCCUCUUUGCCUACGACACGGACAGCCGACCUCGCCGCCUGCUCGCGCGCAACGACGCCGACACCAACUGGCGAACCGUGCGCCGCGUCAGCGGGUUCGACCUGGACAGGGCCUACUGGUCCGCGCUGCUGGAUCCGCCCACCACCCUCGAGGAGAUGCCGCACAUUUUCAACGCUGCUCAGGAGUCAAGCGACGCCGACAGCGAGGCGGACGAAGAAGACGCAGAGCAAGAGGAAGCGGGCGAGGGCGAGGGCGAGGAAGACGGGGACGAGGAGAAUAAGGAGGAGGACAUGAACGAGGAUUCAGGCCUUUCGUACAGCGAGGCGCGCGCUCGGGAUGCCGCCCGCAGCCGCAGGUUGGCUCCGAAGCUGGAGAGGCGGCGUCGAGACAUGGCGCGCAAGCACCUCCACGAACGGUGGAGAAGACGCCAGUUUUACCUCGACGAAGAGGAAGGCGGCGUGGCCCCGGACGACUGGGACGACGACGAGGACACCCUGGCCAAGAUUAACCGCCUGGCAGAGGAGGCCAAGUCGGCCGAGGCCGCGCCUCCUCCCCUGACGACCCGAUCACGGUCAAGCUCCAAGGUACGAUUCGCGGAGGACACGGACGACUUUGAGACGCGCUCCAACCCGUCUACGUCUUCGCGAAGCGUGCCGGAGCGAUGGGGCGGCAUGGACAUUCCCGACGCCGAGCGCGACGCCGGCAAGGAGAUUCUCUACCAAGUCACGCAGCAGGCCUUCAACGAGCUGCUCGACACCAUUUUCAAAAAGGCCGAGGACAUGGCCGUCACGGCGGCGGAGACGGCAGAGGACCGGCAACGGUUCAGGGCCCAGAUUGACGCCGCGACGGAGCUGCCCGACACGGGGGUGGCGGCGGCAGCGGCGGCGGCAGCGGCGGCCCAGGAACAGAAAGACGCCGCGAACGCCGCCGGCUCCGCGCCGAGGGCCAGCCCCGAUUUGGACAAAUCGCUGGCCGAGCUGCUGGCCGAGACGGGCUACACCGUGGUCCCGGGCGAGCCUCGCCACGCCGUGGAAAUCAGCACCGCGGCCGCCGAGACGCCCGCGGCCCGCGACCCAACCUGGCCGCAGUUCCGACCAAACACCGCCGCCGACACCGCGGACCGCCCGUCGCCGCGCCAGCCCGCCGAAGCCACCCUCCGCUACUGGAAGCAGCUGACGGCGGCGGAGGCGCAGGCCAGCGAGCGCGGCGGCUGGGGCCGCCUCAGCUUCGCCGAGUUUGAGGAAAUCUACAAGAGCCAGGGGGAUCUGGGCAACCGGCUAGACUACCUGGGCAGCUGGAUCGACUUUUGUAUACCUUAG